AUGGUAUGUCCCAAAAUUGAAACUUGUUUGGAACAAUGCUUCCUGGAAGAUGUGCUUCAUUUCAAUUCAUGUGCUGGAAAACGAUGUAACUUUUACUGUUAUGACGAUGACUGUUCAUACUGCACCUAUGUUGCAAAAAGGAUAUUUUUAAGAAUUUGUCGCGAAAACAACAUUCCCAACUUACCGAAUGUGAAAUUUCAUGGUAAUUGUAUGGAUUUGUUUGAGUAUGUACUUAAAGAAUACCUUGCUGGUCGUAGAACAUGA
Messenger RNA from Loa loa (African eye worm), 264 nucleotides. RefSeq lists its product as hypothetical. The coding region runs from base 1 to 264 and encodes 87 amino acids. The record is from RefSeq and is a predicted model, not a curated record. The transcript has a single exon. Lineage: Eukaryota; Metazoa; Nematoda; Chromadorea; Rhabditida; Onchocercidae.